UGUCGCUUUGUGGUGAGGAAUGUUUUGAUGCAGUUAGCAAAAAUGUUAGAGGGGUCGUUGAGCAACAGAAACAACUGCAGGGCUAUAUGUCUAUGAAUGUUUUGUCACGGUGUGGCUGUGUAUACGAGUUUUUUUUUAUACAUAUAUUUUUUUCCCCGAAGUAUUGUCGUUUGCAUCUGCUAGCAUCGUAUACGUCUGUUUUUAGCCAUAUGCUAGAUGGGAAUGCAUGUAUGCGCCAGCAACCAAUGUCGAGGAUGCGUUGGGCUUGCUUGAUAAUCUGAUACUGCCCCUGAGUUAUUAUUAGCUAUGGACAUAGCGGUUUUCUUGGCCCAAACACUGUCCAUGUCAGGACGAAGCGAAAUGGACACCAUAGCCUCAUCACCGCGGUGACCGUAGCAACUGGAGUCCGCCACGUCCUGUCCACACGCCCAGUCAUAAAGAAUCCAUCCCGUGGCUGUCUUUCUUUUCUAUGACACAACAAGUUUAUGCCCAAUUAGAUUCGGUGGAAUCUCUAUUGGACGAUAUCCCAUAUAUGUUUUAUCUGGGCUUGUUCUUUGUGAACGUCUUGAUCCUUUACUAUGCCUUUUUAAUGGAGUACAUCGUCCUGAAUGUAGGGAUAGUAUUUCUGCCAGAGGACAUGGACCAGGCGCUGGUGGACCUCGGAGUGCUCUCCGACCCGGCCUCUGUCCCCUACGACACGGACAUGGAGCUGGAUGUGUUCGAGGGAUAUAUUGAGUGACAUUACGGAACAGGAGGAAGGAGCAUCUUCCGAUGAUGAUGAUGAUGAUGAUGAUGAUGAUGCAGAAGUGCGGGACAGGUGGAGGCAGCGUGAUCCAUCCCUGGCUGCUGAUGUGGAUGGGAAAUAUGCUGCUGUUGUUGCCUUCCUCUGACACAGAAGAAACUGUUAAAAAGGUGUCUCAGCUCAAACUAAGGUACCUGGAGGAAGAGAUAAAGCAAGGUGGCUGAAGGAUGACUGUCCCAUGGAAAGAGUGCACUUUGCACUGGAUCAGUUGUCCAUCGGUCCAGCUGACUCGGGCCAGACACCGGAGACAUCACACUGCGUUUGCAUCCCUCACUGUGAACACAAUGAACAAUAAUAAGGAGGCACAGUGUGCUGCGGGUGGAGAGAGACGGCUGUUCACUGUGGAGUAGAACGGAGUGUUAUCAGACAUGUGGAGCAUGUGUAAGACUGUCGUGCAUUGCAGCCAGUUCAGGUGCAGCAACCUUAGUUGCAUUUAUACACAACAGUUACCCAGGCAAUUGCAAAGACCUGGUGGCUGACUGACAAAGGACAUGGAAUACUUCAACACUUCACAUUAAAACACAAGUCGCAGUGUGAUGUGCUCCAUAGAAGACGUCUCAGAAGUACUGUUAAAGUGCGGAAAAAAUAUACUGCAUACUGCAUACUUCAUUCACAGAAGGAGUUGUAAUUAUGUGUCAUUUUAUGUCAGAAUACUGAAUUCAUUGCUGCUUUGCAGGAUCACACAUACUCAAGGCAUCAUUUAAAAUGUAUCUUUUGAGGCCAGUAAUGCAUACUGUGUGUUAGGCUUUAGAGAUAUAUGUACACUUGGCUCAGGAGCGCAGUGAAGAUCUAAUAACGCUGACACUGAACAAAGGAUUUAAACCCAUAAAUUAUAUCUGUCUUCAAACUCCUAUAAAUCAGAAUCUACUAACCACCAUUCAUUGUAAGGCAGAAACCAUCAUAAUGUCUUCGGUUUGACAAUUUGAUUUUCCUCAGAACAUGAGUUCAGCCAGCUGGCCAAAUGUGCCAAAUUUUAUCAGUAUAAGAAAUAUCUGACUGAACCCUUAUUUUUUUUAAUAGAAAUAUAAGGGUAAAGAUGUUUGAUGUGUUCAUCUAUUGCAUAUAUUAUUUUACGCAUGACACUGGUUGUGUUUUGUUUUUUUAUUGUCAAAUUGUUUUUAUUGAUCUUUAAUAACUUUGCUAGCAAUAAACUGGUUUUAAGCAACAGGGUAAUUUGAUGAAGUAGGUUGUAUAAACUGAGCAGGUUGUUAAUACAUCUGCUAGAUCAGGUUGUGGGUGGAUGAAAGAAAACCCCUUCAUGUCAGCGAUACUUGUAAAGAGAUUAACCAGAUAUUUGUAAGCCUUGCACAUUCUGUACUGUCGGUUGCUGAAGAGCACUAAAACACAGCUAAAAGAAAUUCAAGAACAGUGACUGAACAGUAGACGCAUUAUUUCACUCAUUCUAUAUCCAUCCACCACUAUAAGCAAACUGUGCAUUAAUCACUGACAACCAAAGCCAUAGAGAUGAAAACCAUUUCAAAAUACAUGCACAUGCUUUUUUUCACUGCAUUUGUAUAGCCAGUGUUUGAUCAACGAUCAAAAAGCCAUAGUGAAACAAACAGAAAUGUAAUAAAAAUGAAUAUUUUUAAUAUGUGGAUGACAGUGCAGUCAGGUGGUACAGAUAUUUUUGACUUGUAUUCAAUCCAAAAAGACUCCCUAUAUCAAAAGUUCAAGAGGGGAUCAAUCGGUGUGAAUCACUGGUGGCAAAUUAUUUUUUCUUUUUGGAUUAUGGCUGCCAUUAAAUAACAUAUAACAUAUGAUGAAAUAAACAAUGUUUGCAUAUGCUUAUGUAAA
Messenger RNA from Solea senegalensis (Senegalese sole), 2596 nucleotides. RefSeq names its product Dexi homolog (mouse) (gene dexi). The record is from RefSeq and is a predicted model, not a curated record. Lineage: Eukaryota; Metazoa; Chordata; Actinopteri; Pleuronectiformes; Soleidae. The transcript is spliced from 2 exons. Bases 470 to 739 code for a protein of 89 amino acids.